AUGGCUGGUCGGACGCCGACCCCAGUCAGCACGUCGCCCAGCAGGAGUGAGACCUCUGGCGCAAAGCGCAUCCGGCUCAGCCUGGCGUGCAACCAGUGCCGCAAGCGCAAGGUCAGAUGCGACACCGAGAAGCCCAAGUGUCGCAACUGCUGGCUCCGCGACGAGGUCUGCGAGACUACGGACCCGCGGUACCCUGACAGUGGCCCCAGCGUGCGUCGAUGGGCGACCAAGGACGGUCUCCUGCCCGGACAGAACCCAGCGGCCACCCACCGCAACCAGGCCCAGAUCCCGAAGCACAGUCCGAUCGUGCCUACAGGGCCAGCAGCGGCCCCGUCGGACAGGGACCGAGGAGGCCCCCCCGGGGCCAACGCUCUCCCUCGUCGCUGGAGCGCGUCCGCCUCCGUCUCGGCAUCAGCUCACCAGAGGGAUGCCAUUUCCGCCAGCCCUGCUGGCACUGCAGCCAGCGCCGGUGGCUCCGCUCCGCCAGGAGCCAUGUCGUGGGUGUCAAGGGGUUACCAGACCAGCGUCAGCGCCGGAGGCGGCGGCGGCGAGGUCAACAUCGGCGACAGCAGUCCUGAUCUGGUGGUCAACGCGGAUGGCAACAACUUACAUCGAGUGAAGUACAUGGGUGGCAGCAGUGUUCAAUGCCUCUCCGCCUUCGUCAACAUAUAUCUGCGCCGCAAAGGACUGCAGACGGUCUCGUCGCAUUUCCGGAGUGGAAUGAGACAUGUGGAAGAGUUCCAGCUUGCUCUAUCUACUCUCAUUCCGCCUUUACCGGGCCAGCAGGCUCUUGGUGCUUACCUAGACACCUUUUUCACCAGGGUCUGGCCCGUCUACCCCGUUAUAGACCGCCAAACCGUCGAGGCAAAUAUUCAAUUCUUUCAACGCUCAGAGUUUUCAUCACCAGGUGGUCUACAAGCAACUCUGGCUCCGGCGCAUGUUCCCCAACUCGUCAUUCUAUUCUCAAUCAUCGCCAUUGCGGCCGACGAGGCCGCCGGCGAGCCCACCGAGCUGGGCUACUUGUAUCUCAGUGCAGCGUACAAUCUGCUUGCGCAUUUGGUCGCGACGCCAUAUCUGACAAGUGUGCAAGCGCUCGUGCUCCUCGCGGUCGCAUUGCGAUGUAGGUGCAAAGACGGGCAGGCGUGGCAUGUUUUGGCACAAGCCAUCAGAAUCGCACAUUCCGUGGGGCUGCACAGGUAUAUUCGGCCGCAGUCAAGAUCAACAACAACGUCCUCCGAAAAUCCUUCCCAUAGCUACCGGACGGACGUGGAACCGCUCGGACGGGUAUGGUGGUCGUGUUAUGCUCUUGAGAAACUCAUGGAGCUCGAGACGGGAAGACCCUCGGCGAUCAACGACGAAGACAUUGAUCAGAUUCUGCCGUCUGACUCACUUGCAACGGGGGACGGACCCGACUUCUUCUCACACUGGGUAGGUCUGGCCAGGAUCCUCAGUCAGAUUAGUAGACACCUUUACAGACAGAAGCCAACCUCAGCAUGGCAGCUCAUGUUCGAGAUUGGGCGGCUCGAUCAGCAACUCCUGGAGUGGGCGAACUCUAUGCCGGACAGUGUCAAGCCAGACCAUGAUCUUUUCGCCGGCCACGCCCUGAAUCAGGUGCCGUAUCAACAGCACAUCUCCAGCUUCCUUUCGCUCCAGUACUACCAGGCACAGAUCACUCUGCUUCGUGCAUCUCUCGUCUUCCCGACGCAGUCGUUUAUCGAUGAGGUGAAACGGCUAGGUCCAAGCCUACCGUCUUAUGUGCGUCUUCUACAAUCCGAAAACAUCUGUACGGGGGCUGCACGGGCAACAGUACGUCAGGUGCUCGAGCUCGCUGACCACGGCAUCCACUCGCUCAUCUUGUCCGGCACUCAGCUCUUUCUCGCCGCCGUCGUGCUGGCGCUACACGUUGUGAAGAAUCCGAGCAAACGCCUCGUACGAUCAGACCUUGAACUGCUCAACAGCGCCACCGAACACCUGGAGACGCAGUUCAGCCGCGGAGGUCAGCACCCAAACUUUGUCCGCGGGUUCGAAACGCUGCGGACGAGCGUGCUGGCCGCCGCCAACAUGGAGCCGCGGGCCGGAAUGGAUAGGUCGAGGCCCGCGUCCAAUCUAGCACCGGAGCUUGAUAUACUCGAGGGGAACAGAGAUCCUCUGUCAUUGUUCGGGGAAGCGUCGCUCCUGGUUCCCGGCAUCACACCAGGCUCUACGUCUUUUGGGUUCAGCGACGAUAUGCCCCUCGAGGAGUUGUGGGGUGCGAUAGGGAAUUACUCGCUUCUUGAGCCGACGCUUGAUGAUCCUGCACUCCAGCCGCCGUGA
Molecule: messenger RNA, 2313 nt
Organism: Cyphellophora europaea CBS 101466
Lineage: Eukaryota; Fungi; Ascomycota; Eurotiomycetes; Chaetothyriales; Cyphellophoraceae
Exons: 3
Coding region: 1-2313 (770 amino acids)
Biological process (GO): DNA-templated transcription; regulation of DNA-templated transcription
Molecular function (GO): zinc ion binding; DNA binding; DNA-binding transcription factor activity, RNA polymerase II-specific
Source: RefSeq, a predicted model, not a curated record